UCCACUGCUAAUGUCAGCCUCCAGUCAUGUCGACCCUCCUCAGCACCAUCAUCUUCAUGGCUUUUCUACCAAUACCCAACUGAUGAUGAAUCUCUUCAGCAAAGGAGAGCUGGAGCUGCUGGGAGGAGGAGAGGGCCUGCGAGAUGACAUAGGCGGACCUGGGAUCAGCUGGUCGGCCAAUCGACUGCCAGAGGACAUGUACCCGGCAUCGGGAUUGGGCCUGGCCGCAGCCUAUCAUGACAUUAAGACCCGGCUGGCCAGUCUGGAGAGGGAAAACAGCAGCAUCAAGAGGAAACUGAAACACUAUGAGGUCAAGUUUCCCAUGAUCAGUGAAUUUGGAGAGGAGAGGAUAGUUUUUUAUUCCUGUGAGCCAAUCAUCAAGGACACCAGUGUCAUUCAAUCGCAGACCACUAACCUACAGCAGAGGAUCAACUCGCUCACUCAGGAGCUUCAGAAGAGUAAGGAGAGAGAGGAGAGGCUGGAGGAAGUCAUCCAGGCAUACGAGAAGAUUCACUUGGAGAAAAGCAACCUCCAAAGAGACCUAGACAAGAUGACUACUCUUGCAGAGCAGCAUGUGGAGAGGAUCUGCAGUUUGGAGUCGGCUCUGAGACAGAGAGAAACUUCUCUUCAGAAACUCAGCGCUCAACUCCACAGCAAAGACGCACAUCAGUCUGAACUCCAUGCCAGCCUGGACGUCCCCAGAGAGGGUCGUGGGCCGACACUGCAGAGCUCCCGCAGCCUGGAUGCCCUGUCAGACCUGAAGCUGCAGCGACUGGAGGCCGAACUGGAGGGGGCUCGGCACCAGGCAGAGGGGGCCUGUCAGAGGGAGAAGGAGCUGAGGGCGGAGCUUCAGAGGCUGCAGCAGGAGGUCGCCCAGCUGCAGGAAGCUCAAAGACAGUCACAGGAGAUGGCCCCACACUGUGAGCACUGUGAUGUAGAAUGGAUAAAGAAAGCUGGGGAUGAACAGGUGAACCUGGCAUUAGCCUACACUGAGCUGACAGAGGAGUUGGGUCGGGUUCGCAGUCUAGCUGCAAAACAGAGUGACCUUCUACGAUACCUCUCACAGGAGCCUGGUAGGUCACUUGACAAGGUUAUUGGUGCAAGGACUUCGGGAAAUAGGUUACAUUUUGCAAUCUCUCGUCCUCCUCCGACUUCUCAGCAUCUCUCCCCCACCUCCCCCCAGUGCCCCUCACUCUCCCCUGACAGGCUUCUUCCCACCCCCUCUCCUCCUCUGUCCCUAUGCGACGGCCCUGCGUCCUACUCUCAGCAGCCAACCAGCAGCCGCCUACGAGCAAAGUUCCAGGGUCGCCGAAGUUACUCAGAAGUGUCUGACCCAUCAGCCAUGCAGAGGCCUCCAACGUGCUUCAUGAGGGACCCAGUAUCCACCCUCCCCAAGCCCAGGCCCCUCCUGGGAGAGACACAGGGUUACAGCCAUAACAAAUCUCAGCUCCAUACCAUGUUGGUGGGCCUGGUCAGACCCGCCUCAGCACAUGGAGCUGGAGGGGGGAAAGGGGUAGGAGGGGGAGGAGAGAGAGGUGGGGGCAGCAGUUUGAGCAGCAGUCCUCAUCACCGUGCUCUGGACCUGGGCUUUCCAAUGCCUGCUGAGGUGCAUCACCUCUGUCGCCUUGACAACCAACCUGAGCCUACCCCACUGGUGACACCACCACAGUCCUCUGAUGAUGAAGAGGAUGUAUGUAUGUUUCUGUCGCCUGCUGACAGCCCACCUCGGACUCUGGGUGCAAUUGGGAUUGUCUCAUCCCCACCUAGAGAACAGCCCCUCUACCCCUUGUUCCCGUCUCCAAGGAAACAAUCCCACCAUCCCUCCUUCUCAGCCCCUGAGGGCCCAUCCACCCUUGCCUGCCAUCUGCCUCCCUACAUGAACACGGAGCAUGCUCAGUCAUGGCCUUCCAUUAAUUUAUGGAUGGAGUCAGAGGAGAGUGCUGUUCGCAGCUGUCCUUUGUGUCAGCUGACCUUCCCAACUGGAUACCCUGAUGACGCCCUCAUCAAACACAUCGACUCCCACUUGGAGAACAGCAAGAUCUAACAAAUUUUUUCUUUACACCCGUUUGCCAAGGAGAUAUGUAUCAGACCCAUCUUGACUGAUUUCAAUGCAGAGAAGUUUGAGUGAGUCUGCAUGCUUCUUUCAGCGCUCCCAGUGGAACUUACCCCACCUUCCAGAUACAGACCAAAUCUGUUUUUUUGCACUCCAGACUCAAGAGUUUAUCAUGCAGUUUCCGAGUUGUAAAUCUCUUUGUUCACCAAGGACAUACCUGUUUAAUAUCUCUCACAAAGUACCAUGUUGACAAUUCUGUCAAAUGUCAAAUGGUUGUUUUUCUCCUCUCAUAACCAAACUUCAUUUGUACAGAGACGUGAGUUCUGAAGAAACGGCAGAUGACGAAAAGACAGUAGCUGCAUAUUUCAGAUUCAUCGAUGCAGACAGGAGCUGCUGAAGCUCCAAUGGUAACCUCACAUACUGGAUGUUGGUCUGAGAGCAGCUGUGGGGACAAGAUGUGUUGGAAAACAUCCGACAUGCGUAAUGUCAGGAGCACCUGUUGUUUUAAUUACGCAGCAUCAGAGCACCUGGAUGUCACUGCUCUAAUGUUGUUUGGAAGAUCAAAAUUAAGAUUUACUAAAAAUCAGAUUUUGCUAUUUUGAGGUUUAGUGUUAGUUAGUAAAAAAAAAAAUAUUUGUAAAUUAACAAUCACCUGUUUGGAUAUAUAACAGGUGACUAUAUAUUUGGGAAACAGCAAUUAGCUACAGAACAAGACAAAGUUUAAGGACAGUUUCAACAGCAAAUAAAUUAAGUCACUGAUGACUUGAUGAAUCUAUUGGCUGGUGGAGUUCCAAAGCAAAUAUACAUAAAGUGAAAUGUGUGAAAUGCUCCAAAGGUAAAAAUGUGAUCCAAUAAACCUAGAGGGGGAAAUAAGCAUGUACUGCCAUCUUCUGGUGUGGUACUGAAAGUGCCUUGCUCAAACCAGAACCUUUAUCUUGAAAGGGCAGAAAAAUGUUUUAUACAAAGCAAUUUUUUCCUCAUUAUGUGUUGCUUCUCUUAUAAUUAUGGAUAACUAUUCCAUAAUUAUGAAAAAUUAAAAUGUAUGCAUUUCA
Molecule: messenger RNA, 3105 nt
Organism: Scophthalmus maximus (turbot)
Lineage: Eukaryota; Metazoa; Chordata; Actinopteri; Pleuronectiformes; Scophthalmidae
Product: TANK-binding kinase 1-binding protein 1-like
Exons: 13
Coding region: 11-2044 (677 amino acids)
Biological process (GO): canonical NF-kappaB signal transduction
Cellular component (GO): cytoplasm
Source: RefSeq, a predicted model, not a curated record